ACACUUUCCCUCUCUCUCUAGCCUUGAAAUGAUUCAAAUUCAUAAUUAAAUUUCUAGUUUUCAAUUUGUAAUCGACCUCUAUGAUCACAUUUCCCACCUUCUCUCUCUUUAUCUCCACCGUAAGAACCUGAACUGGCUGUACAGUGACUGAAUGUGCUCUAAAGGGAACUCCAGCCAGGAACCCCCUCUUCAUCAAAGGAUGAAAAUGGGGUUGUGGAUUUGGUUUUUCUCAGCAAUAUUGGGAGGAACCCUUUUGGGCCCUUGCUGUCUUGCUCUCUCUGAAGAUGGUGUUACAUUGUUGGAAAUCAAGAGCCGUUUGAAUGACAGUAGAAAUUUUCUCGGUAACUGGAGGGAUUCUGAUGAGUUUCCAUGUAAAUGGACUGGUGUCUCUUGCUAUCACCAUGAUCAUCGAGUUCGUUCUAUAAACCUACCUUACAUGCAACUUGGAGGGAUUAUAUCUCCAAGCAUAGGCAAACUCAAUAAAUUGCAAAGACUGGCACUCCACCAAAACAGCUUGCAUGGGUCUAUUCCUAAUGAGAUUGCCAAUUGUGCUGAGCUCAGAGCCCUGUACUUGAGGGCUAAUUAUCUUCAAGGAGGCAUACCGUCAGACCUUGGAAAUCUUUCAUAUCUCACUAUACUGGAUUUUUCAAGCAAUUCAUUAAAGGGUGCCAUACCAUCCUCACUGGGUCGCCUCAAACGGCUGCGCUAUUUGAACUUAUCUACAAACUUCCUUUCUGGUGAAAUCCCAGAUGUUGGAGUCCUAAGCACUUUUGACAACAAGUCUUUUAUUGGAAAUUUGGAUUUGUGUGGUCAACAAGUGCACAAGCCAUGUCGGACCUCACUGGGAUUCCCUGCAGUGCUACCCCAUGCUGAAAGUGAUGAAGCUGCAGUCCCUGUUAAACGAUCAGCUCAUUUCACCAAAGGUGUGUUGAUUGGUGCAAUGUCUACUAUGGCUCUUGUGCUUGUCAUGCUUCUUGCAUUCCUCUGGGUUUGUUUCUUAUCAAAGAAAGAAAGAGCUUCCAGGAAAUAUACCGAAGUUAAAAAGCAAGUUCAUCAAGAACCACGCACCAAGCUUAUUACUUUCCAUGGUGAUCUUCCAUAUCCCUCGUGUGAGAUCAUAGAGAAGCUGGAAGCUCUUGAUGAAGAGGAUGUUGUGGGUUCAGGGGGAUUUGGUACUGUAUAUCGAAUGGUCAUGAAUGACUGUGGUACAUUUGCUGUGAAAAGAAUUGAUCGGAGUCGUGAAGGAUCUGAUAAAGUAUUUGAGAGGGAGUUGGAGAUCUUGGGUAGCAUAAAGCACAUAAAUCUAGUUAACCUGCGAGGUUACUGCAGGCUUCCCACUUCAAAGCUGCUUAUAUAUGAUUAUUUGGCUUUGGGCAGCUUAGAUGAUUUUUUGCAUGAACAUGGUGGACAAGAUGAGCGGUCCCUUAAUUGGAGUGCUCGUUUAAACAUAGCCCUGGGUUCUGCCCGGGGGUUGGCAUAUUUGCAUCAUGAUUGCAGCCCAAGGAUAGUUCAUCGUGACAUAAAAUCCAGCAACAUACUCCUUGAUGAAAAUUUAGAGCCUCACGUUUCUGACUUUGGUCUUGCCAAACUUUUGGUAGAUGAGGAUGCGCAUAUCACGACUGUUGUUGCUGGCACUUUUGGCUAUUUGGCACCAGAGUAUCUGCAAAGUGGAAGAGCAACAGAGAAAUCAGAUGUCUAUAGCUUUGGAGUUCUUUUGUUAGAGCUUGUGACUGGAAAGAGGCCUACUGAUCCAACUUUCGUCAAGAGAGGUUUAAAUGUUGUUGGCUGGAUGAACACCCUAUUGAAAGAGAAUCGGUUGGAGGAUGUAGUAGAUAAAAGGUGCAGAGACGCUGAAGUUGAAACUGUAGAAGCUAUUCUUGAUAUAGCGGGAAGGUGCACCGAUGCAAACCCAGACGAUCGGCCAUCAAUGAGCCAGGUGUUGCAGCUGCUAGAGCAAGAAGUUAUGUCACCAUGCCCCAGUGAUUUCUACGAGUCCCAUUCAGACUACUGUUAAAAAUGAUAGACAAACCAUAUGUAUGCAUUGUGGUAGAUGUAUUGUUGCUUCACCAUAUUUUUAUUUACUUCAUACCCCUAUCUAUGGGCCCCCCCUUGUAUAAUAUUUGCUUGCUAAUGAUGGAAUUUCUGUAGAUGCCUUGGAUUUUCCAAGGGCAUCCUGUGAAAAUGUCUGUCUUCUCGCCUAGAGAACAUUUACAAA
Vitis riparia (riverbank grape) is the source of this 2215-nucleotide messenger RNA. Its product is annotated as LRR receptor-like serine/threonine-protein kinase FEI 2. Gene Ontology annotation, biological process: protein phosphorylation. NCBI's taxonomy places the organism in Eukaryota, Viridiplantae, Streptophyta, Magnoliopsida, Vitales, Vitaceae. The record is from RefSeq and is a predicted model, not a curated record. The coding region runs from base 152 to 2014 and encodes 620 amino acids. The transcript has 13 exons. Gene Ontology annotation, molecular function: ATP binding; receptor serine/threonine kinase binding; protein kinase activity.